This is a messenger RNA of Sphenostylis stenocarpa, 564 nucleotides long. The record is from the annotation of a GenBank genome assembly. Lineage: Eukaryota; Viridiplantae; Streptophyta; Magnoliopsida; Fabales; Fabaceae.
AUGAUUGCUAGUUUUGUUCAGUCUGAGGCAGUAUAUGCUGUUCGGAGGAAGCCUCGGAUUCUACUUGCUGCUUGUGGGUGCAGUGAUGCUGCAAAAUUUGGGCUUCUUUGUAAAUAUUUUUCAGUAUGGGCAAAAGUAGGUGUUGUUUUGACACAAUCAUCGUUACAAUUUAUUAAUGCAGAACCAAUGGCCCAUCUAUAUGUUACUUGUGCUGAUUCCUCCAUUGAGUAUCUUGAAUGGGCUGAUGUCAUGGUCAUUGCUCCAUUGUCGGCAAAUACCCUUGCUAAGAUUGCGAAAGGUUUAUCUGACAACCUAGUGACAGAAAUUGUGCGAGGAUGGGACUAUGACAAGGCACUUUAUGUUGCACCAUCGAUGGACCCUAUUAUAUGGAAUGAUCCUUUGACAGCACAACAAUGUAAUAACAUUGAAAAACUUGGCAUUAGUAUCAUCAUUCCACCCUCACCUACAGGAGAAAAUGAGUUUUGUCAAAUGGCUGAACCUUCGGAAAUAUCUUACACUAUAUAUAUUGGCCCCUCCAGCUACACGCGGUUUCAUGGACUUUGA